Molecule: messenger RNA, 1690 nt
Organism: Callorhinchus milii (elephant shark)
Lineage: Eukaryota; Metazoa; Chordata; Chondrichthyes; Chimaeriformes; Callorhinchidae
Gene: zdhhc23b
Product: zinc finger DHHC-type palmitoyltransferase 23b
Exons: 5
Coding region: 337-1602 (421 amino acids)
Biological process (GO): peptidyl-L-cysteine S-palmitoylation; protein targeting to membrane
Cellular component (GO): Golgi apparatus; endoplasmic reticulum
Molecular function (GO): protein-cysteine S-palmitoyltransferase activity
Source: RefSeq, a predicted model, not a curated record
UGGGCAGGAAGUUACUGCCGUACGGGCUGGGCAGAGAGUUAGUGCCGUGCGGGUUGGGUAUUGAACCUGUGCGGGCUGGGCAGUCAACUGGUGCCGUGCGGACUGGACAGCGAACCUGCGCUGCGCGGGUCGGGCAGUGAGCGGCUGGGGGGAGAGGAGGCAAAGGGGCAAAGCGGUGGUGCCGCUCCUGCUCCUGGCUUUCCAUGCCGUGCGCUCCACUCCCCAAACCGAAGGGGCUGCGAGCCGGAGCCGGAGCCGGAGUGCGGGGAUUCCACCCGAGGAGCAACAGGACAGAUCUGUAAAAAUUAAAUAAGAAGUGUGAGCAAAAAAGACAGGAUGAAGAAGAAACGUUCUCAAAGAUCUGAUGAGGAUACUACUCUUUGCUGUUGUGAGUACUUUAACCGGAAUGGAGAGAGAACACACAUCCUGGCCAGCUGCUGUGACUGUGAGGAUCUGGAUGAUGCAUGUGACAGGUGUCUGAAAGGCCAGUCCAUCAAUCCACAAAGUCUUGAACGAAUAGCAGAUACGAUUUCUGACCGUCUCCGUGUGCCAUGGCUUUUGGGCUCGGGCGCUAAAAAAAUUGACAUCACAGUACUGCCACCUCUUAUCCUGCUUCCUAUCUUCCUUCAUAUUGCAGCCCUUCACCACAUCUUGGCACUUAUCGUUCUUACAAUAGUACCAAUAUUAGUUCUCUGGUAUUACUACAUCACCCAUCAUAAGAAAGGGCAGACUCUGUUUUUCCUCAGUUUGGGUCUCUUUUCCCUAGGCUACAUGUACUAUCUAUUCCUGUGUGAAGUAUUUCCUAAAGGAGAUGUUAGCCUUGUGCAGUUAAUGGUACUAACCAGUGGUAUGGUGCUGACACUGGUAAGCUUAAGACAAGCCAAGAUGGACCCAGGCUACCUCAGAGCAGACAAUGGCAGUACUCCAAUAAAAGAUAUCCACACUCAUGUCACACCUGACUGUUCGAAUGGCAUGCAUAAAAUUCAACAAGUCGGUAGAAAUGGUUCCACAAAGGUGCAUCAUCUUGGACAUAAUGGAAUGCAAGCAGGGAAUGGGAGCCUGGAAAAGAACUGGUGCAACAUCUGCAAGAUUUCAAGACCACCUCGUUCAGGACACUGCCGGCUUUGUGCAGCUUGUGUACAAAAGCUGGAUCAUCACUGCGUGUGGAUUAACAGCUGUGUUGGUGAAACCAAUCACCGUGCAUUUAUUCUGACCCUCGCCCUUUUCCUGUUGACCUCCCUUUAUGGAAUCAGUCUGACUUUGAACUCCAUAUGUAAAGGCAGAAGCGUUUUCAUGGCAUUGUUCUAUUGUCCUGGAGUCUACAAUGAUCACAGUUCUGCAUUGUCAUUCACCUGCGUCUGGUACUGUAUGAUCAUUACUGCUGGGAUGGGUCAUCUCUUCAUCAUCCAGUUUAUCAACAUCAGCUGCAAUGUCACAGAAAGAGAAGCUCGGCUAACCUUGAGAAACAAGACUGGGCACAGAUACCUGUGGGGACUGAUCAUUAUAAUUGAGGAAUACAACCAAGGGUUCAUUAACAACUGGAUGGCGUUCCUGAAACGUAGGUCCAGUCCUUCAAAGCCAUGCAUUGAAGACAUAGUGUAAUGCUUCUGAUUGAUUUUAUUCAAAGACUUGUAUACUUGUUUAUAAUUCAGCUUGUAUUUUCUUUGCUAUGUAUUACAACAACAUAACU